Messenger RNA from Toxoplasma gondii ME49, 2858 nucleotides. RefSeq lists its product as hypothetical. The transcript is spliced from 2 exons. Gene Ontology annotation, biological process: proteolysis. The record is from RefSeq and is a predicted model, not a curated record. Lineage: Eukaryota; Apicomplexa; Conoidasida; Eucoccidiorida; Sarcocystidae. Gene Ontology annotation, cellular component: extracellular region. The coding region runs from base 1146 to 2858 and encodes 570 amino acids. Gene Ontology annotation, molecular function: protein binding.
UUGGGGGCUCCGAAAAAAGGGACUGUUUGAUGCUUCCCUCCCGAUGACGAGAUGGCACCCUCAACUCCGGAGCACGUCCCUUACUGGAUUGUCUUACAUCCAACAAAGCACACCCGACGUCGUGAGAUCGGCCACUGGGCUGUGGUCAGUGCGUUCAUCGUUCUGGUUGCCACAUUGACUUUUCCAAGCUUGUGUGACAAAGUCAUCAGAUAUGACAGCAGUACUUCGGCGGACGGGGGGCACAUACAUCGCUCCACAUCUAGUCAAGAAAAACGUUAUCGGGAGGAAUAUACUUCUCAUACGUCAUCCCGGUAAGGUUCAUCCACUGGCAAUGCACACACACAUGAUCAACAGAGAGCUGCAUGGGAAAAAAACACUCCAGAGAAGGCACUUGCGCACGGCCAAUCCGUUUUUUCCUUUUAUGCCUUAUAAAGGUACGAUAUGGGACUACGUUGUUCCCAGAAGGCUCAUGGCGUGUAGCUGGAGUUAUGCUUUGAUUAGGCUUGCACUGGCACCCGAGAGAACGCGAUGGUUCUUCUGGCAACACGGGUUUCAUGCUGAGUGCGAGGUACAACGUUUUACUACUUCAUCUGCGCAAUCCCCGAGGAUACCAUAUGUGCUCUGUGCCGGCUUGCUUGCAACGCCUGCAUGCAUGUUGAUCAACAGUUUUAGGUCAUAAAUGUAUCCUCGGCUCGUGUACGGUGCAGCCUUAAGAUGGGGUGUAUUGCAGAAAUACAAACAAGGUACUACUAAGUUAUGAUUUUGUCAUUCUGUCCUGUGGGCAGAGGUGGGUGGUGCGAGCAUCUGCCACAGACUCUGCUAGUCAGUGUGACCUGCGGACUGAAGUGGCCGACAAGGUUCGUGCUUCAUCAUCAGGGGAUAUGUCUCGAGGUCGUUCACCACAGCGAAGAGAGAACAAUUACAGCUCGGUUUUUCAGUUAACAGGGUUUUGCCGCAUAACAUUGACCGCUGAAUUAUCGACAGUGCAUCAAUCACUCGCCUGGGAAACGUCCAUUCCAGACGAUUGAAGAGCCACAGAGUGUCCCUUGGGGUAAAAAAGCCUCUUUCUCCCUCCCCCCGUCUCUCCUCUUCAACAACUGCUUCACGUGUUCGCUGGUGAGUGAUGCACACCAGGGAACCUAGAUAUGGUGAUGCAUGCUCUACGCUGUCGUGAUACCUACAGGUCUUCAUUUGAUUCAAGCGACCCUGAGCCGACUGCCCGUGAACUUGCGCAGCAGUUGCUGCAGGAAUUAGAUAGUCGGGAUGUAGUUUUGACAACCGGACAGAUUUUCAAGGCCCUGCCUUCCAUUCUCCCACAGGUGGAUGCCCUCGGCCUAGAUGCAGCCGAGUUUGAAGAUGAAAUCAAAGGUCUUCUUGCAGGCCGAGCCGGUCUAUCUCAGAAAAUUGCGGAGCACUCUGGAGGUCUCUCGGCACAAAGGAAAGUCACAAGAGUCUCGAGAAGAGACAUGGAUGAUACCGGUCGGUACGUCAAGGAAAACAAGGCCUGGCUGGCGACCGACUCAAAACAGGCAAGCCACGGCUUAAAACUCGACGAAGAAAAGCGGUUUCCUCUUCAUGAUAGACACUACAUCGAAUCCAUCCCUACUCCAGAAAUGCAUGGAUUCGGCACACCGACUGGUAUCCCGCUUUCGAAGGAAGGAGAAGUUAUCACGCAAGAGAAUGCAGAUGCCCUCCCUGAGGAGGUAGAUGGUCUAGCAGCGGAAAUCGCUAGACGGGGAGAAGAAGGAGAGGAACUCGACGGUCAGCAGCUUUUCCAGAUGUGGAAGAAGGCGAACAGACGGCAGCGAGCAGUCAACAAAGACUUCGACUUGGUGGUCGGAGGUGACGAGCUGUUGCGAGUUCACGCGACUACGUACAAACGUUCCGGCCCAGCACCUUCGACAGGAACGGACGUCACUGUAGUACCGUUGGUGGCAGCGUCGUUUGAUGCUGUCGGAGAGAGCGCCUUGGUUUUGAUUCAGGCCUUCAAUGGAGAUACAGGUGAGCUUCGGCGAAUGUUUGCUGAAGCUGUCAUCGACUCCAUCCCUGGUCGGCAAAAAUACCUGUGGAACGUGUCCGAGUCCGACGUUCGGCUCUUUUCUAUCCAGGACAACGACAUCUCCGUAUACCUGAACACGACGAGUAUUGCGCACCGGCCAGAACCCACGAGCACCCCCCUGGCCUUCACAACAGGCUGCAACUUCACGCGUACCUUAUCGGAACAACCUCAAAAUACCACAUUUUCAACUCCGUGCGUCAGAAUCCAGUGGGACUUGCUUGACUCCAUUGGCCGGGGAGAGAUUGGAACAACAGAACUUGUUGAAGCUGUGAAUGCAGAUUUGAUGAGUAAGACAAAGUCUCAUAUUAUGGGAACGCAAUCAGAGUUUGGACGGCGUGCCGGCGCUGUGCUAGGCAAUGUUCUCAGCGUCGCCAGGUCCGCAUACUCGAUCAGUGGGGCGCCGGUGAAGGAUCAGCAAAGAGGACCGAACGCUGGGGAGUGCUUUAAAAGAGGAGUCGACUUUUUUGGAUUCGAUGUGAAGAAGAUUGAGACGGGGGAGAUCCGUACACCCGGCGAAUGCGCCGAACACUGCAAAUUCUUCGACGGGUGUUUCUACUGGACGUUUAACCCAGCAAGGCGCUGGUGCUACUUGAAGAACGCAUACGCGCCGGAAGGUCUAUACAGCGAUGCUACGGCGACUAAGGACCUCAUCUCUGGGUUAAAGAACUGCGACAUGCUCCCGGACCCAUAUCCUUCUGGUAGGAUGGGAGCCGCCAGAGUGCGAGCAUUCACUGAGCGACAGCAGGUCGUGCGUAAGACAGACAUGGCCGUCCUGGUCUCAAACGUAGCAUCUGAAUAA